AUGUCUACAUUUGAAUUACCUUCUUCAGCUCAAGCCAUUCAAGAACAACUCCUUGGCGGUUUUGUCUCAAGAAAGCUGCUUCUACACAACCCAUUUGACCAAAAAAUCCACCGAGCCCUUGAGAUCGCACCAACUCCUCUCAUAAACCAUGACAACAACCUCAGUGGAAAUGUCCUGAUGCUUCUUUCAGUCCUCAUCUGUGGCGUCAUCUGCUGCAUCGGAUUACAUUACAUCAUUCGUUGUGCAUUCAGACGCUCGUCAAGUUUCAUGAUCUCCGAGCCUAUCUCUAGUCUUUCAACACCAAGAGGUUCACCAAACAAAGGAAUCGCAAAGAAAGCUCUUGGGAUGUUCCCGGUCGUGAGUUACUCACCUGAGAUGAACCUCACGGGGCUUGGUGAAGAGUGUGUCAUCUGUUUGUCAGAUUUUGUUUCCGGUGAGAAGCUCAGGCUGCUCCCUAAGUGCAACCAUGGGUUCCAUGUUCACUGCAUUGACAAGUGGCUUCAACAACAUUUGACUUGUCCUAAAUGCAGACACUGUCUUGCUGAGACAUGCCAAAAGAUCUUAGGUGACUCCAGUCAAGUAACAGCAACACCAACAGAGAGUGUGAUUGUCAGAAUUACUCCUCUACAACCUGAAGGAAGAGUAAACAAUUUUAGAGAAAGCAGCUAG
This is a messenger RNA of Thlaspi arvense, 669 nucleotides long. The record is from the annotation of a GenBank genome assembly. Lineage: Eukaryota; Viridiplantae; Streptophyta; Magnoliopsida; Brassicales; Brassicaceae.